AUGGACAUGCGAGGGAAACUGGGCGAAUGUCGCUCCAUAUCCCACGAUACCCUGCGGAGUGGCUCCCCACGGGUCGCGCAUUUUGACGGCGAAGUCCCUCCCGCACUUUCUCCUCUCGACGCAUUCGCUGCUCAGAGCCGAUUUCUUGCCCGACAACUCGAUGAGUCUCGACGAGGAGAUCGCCGCAUGAGUCGGCUGCCGCCGUCGAGUGUAGCUCGAUCGCUUUCGCAAGGCCGCCCGGGCUUCUACCGUUCCAAGUCGUCAACUGAAUCCCGCACCGAACUAACCCGGCAACCCACCCAGAAGGGACUCCCGGAAUAUGAAGAGCCCAAGUACCGUCCUAUCUCCGAACAUCCUCGGUUGAGCUCAAUUUCCCAUGCUAGCACAGAGGCUAGCUAUUACGAGGAUGAUGAUAAUGCGACACCUCGGACAACGAUGCUUAAUACUGGUUCGGAGGCGUAUGGGAUGCCGCGCGCCGAGUCACCAGAGGAUCUCGCGCCACGCGCGAGUGAAGCGGAGGGUGCCCCUGUAGGCGUGGCGGUUGCUGAGCCGCAAGGUUCAUCGAUGGACUCGUCAACCUCGCGACUGGACAUCCCACGCACCUUGGCACCACCAGUGUCACCGCGGUCGCGCCCGUCCAGCAGUGCCAAGGUGGCACACCCGGAGAGUUCUGAUGAUGACUAUAGCAGCUCCAAUGCUGGGUCGACGUUCUCCAACGCUCGCAAACUGUCCUCUGGAAGUGCCGUGUCAUUGCCAUAUUCUCCGAUGUCGACAUUCCCUGCCCGACCACACCCUCGAUCGCCAUCCUUGAGCUCGGAGACAUCAGGCACGGGAGCGAACCAGCUACCUCGCCCUUCUUUUAAUUUCUCUCGGCCGCUGAGCCGGUCAAGUACAAGCUUGUCUGCUCCUGGAGCCACGACGCCUACCGAACCGAUCCUUCCCUCUGGAUCGAACCAUAUGUACCGCCGCAGCAAGCCGACUCCGCUCCUCUUGCAAACCGAAGAUGCCGCUGAAACGCCAGCCAACGAUGGCGAGCCGUCGUCCGCUGUCUCAUCUUACGUUUACGCCAAGUAUGCGCUCCCACGCGGGCGCUUCCUUUCACGGGAUUCUGUGGUCUUUGCAGGCUUGCAGACGCCUCAUUUCGAGUGGGAGGAGCCCUUGUUUGAGAAAACGCCUCCCAGAAAUACAGAGGAGCCGCGGAUGGCACGGACGCCAUCUCCUACGCCAAAUCGCCAAUUUGAGCACUCGCCGAAGCCUCACUCAAUCCUCAAUCUCCGCCUCAAUCCCCACCUCAGCCUCAAUCCCAACCUCGGCUUCAACCUCAGACCCCCCAAGUCUCACCAAGUCCCACAACCACUACCUGUACCUCACUCGCCGGCGGAACCGGCACGGCGCCCCUCUGCCGAAAGCCCUCGGCAGACGACUAAUGAAAAGGAUGAAACUGUCUCUUCCGCGGGUUCGGCCAGCACCAUGCGGCCCCAAACCGCCAAUCCUCAGGUGACGGCUUCUGGUCUCACGGCCGAUGACCAUGUCGCUAAGGGCAUUGAAUGUCACGAGCGAGGAUCCCUGAGUGAGUCGACGUAUCACCUGCGGGUUGCCGCGAAGCAGGACCAUCCGACGGGAAUGCUGCUUUAUGCACUGGCCUGUCGACAUGGCUGGGGCAUGCGAUCUAAUGAGAAGGAGGGUGUACGAUGGUUGCGCAAAGCUGUGGAUUCCGUCGGAUUGGAAAUGUUGGCCGAUCCGGAUGCUCCCGGUGCCUCGAAGGCGAAGGAACUGCAAAAGGCAUACCGGGUUCAAUUUGCUCUGAGCAUCUAUGAACUGGGGGUCAGCUACUUGAAUGGCUGGGGUAUUGAGCAGGACAAGUCUCUUGCUCUGCGGUGCUUCGAGAUCGCCGGGCAAUGGGGCGAUGUUGACGCCAUGGCCGAAGCCGGAUUCUGCUACGCGGAGGGUGUUGGCUGUAAAAAGGAUAUGAAGAAGGCGGCACGGUUUUAUCGCCAGGCUGAGUCCAAGGGUAUGAGCAUGGUUGGAAACAGCUGGAUCUACAAGGACAAAUACAACGAGGUCGAGUCCACUGGACGCUCCCGUGGCCGAAAUGCCGGAGAGAAGGACAAGAAGCCGCGUAGCAAGUCCCGCACUCGCAGUAUCUUCCAACGCAAGAAGUCCAACGUAUCAGAGGCAUAG
Messenger RNA from Penicillium mononematosum, 2181 nucleotides. Its product is annotated as tetratricopeptide repeat protein. Gene Ontology annotation, molecular function: protein binding. Lineage: Eukaryota; Fungi; Ascomycota; Eurotiomycetes; Eurotiales; Aspergillaceae. The coding region runs from base 1 to 2181 and encodes 726 amino acids. The record is from RefSeq and is a predicted model, not a curated record. The transcript has 3 exons.